Molecule: messenger RNA, 687 nt
Organism: Dracunculus medinensis (Guinea worm)
Lineage: Eukaryota; Metazoa; Nematoda; Chromadorea; Rhabditida; Dracunculidae
Source: the annotation of a GenBank genome assembly
AUGAGAAGUAAUGAUACGAAAACUGAGGGCGCGCAGCCUGGACCACCUGUACAACUGAAUGACGAAAAUCAUGUAGAUGGUAAACGAAUUAUGGCGCGUCAUAUACAGGGCACCGUGAAAUGGUUCAAUGUCAAGAACGGCUACGGGUUUAUAAACCGCUCUGAUACUGGCGAUGAUAUAUUUGUACAUCAAACAGCCGUAACUAAAAACAACCCUAAUAAAUAUCUUCGAUCAUUAGGUGAUGGCGAACAGGUCGAAUUCGACGUAGUGGAAGGUCAGAAAGGUCCAGAGGCUGCAAAUGUAACCGGUCCGAACGGUACAAACGUAGAAGGCUCGAGAUAUGCUGCUACUAGAAUGGAUAAUCGUGGUAGAGGACGUGGCUAUCGUAGACGUACAUAUUAUGGUGGUUUUCGUCCAGGUCGUGGUGGACGACGUGCCGCAUCAGAGGGAGAGGGAGAGGGAGAUGAAGAGGGAGGUGGAAGACGUGGACGUGGUGGGUAUCGUGGUCGAGGUCGUGGACGUGGUCGCGGUCGUGGACGUGGGCGCGGUGGUCAGCGUCGAACUGCUUCGGAAGGUGGCGAAAAUAUCAAUAAUGACGACGGAGGAGGAGAACGCAAAGGUGGCCGUUUUCGAGGGCGCUAUAUGGGUGUCUUUUUGUAUUUUAUUCAUUGGCAUGAAAACAAAUAA